This is a messenger RNA of Lineus longissimus, 1912 nucleotides long. Its product is annotated as T-box transcription factor T homolog 1-like. The transcript is spliced from 7 exons. The coding region runs from base 141 to 1418 and encodes 425 amino acids. The record is from RefSeq and is a predicted model, not a curated record. Gene Ontology annotation, biological process: heart morphogenesis; positive regulation of DNA-templated transcription; cell fate specification. NCBI's taxonomy places the organism in Eukaryota, Metazoa, Nemertea, Pilidiophora, Heteronemertea, Lineidae. Gene Ontology annotation, cellular component: nucleus. Gene Ontology annotation, molecular function: RNA polymerase II cis-regulatory region sequence-specific DNA binding; DNA-binding transcription factor activity, RNA polymerase II-specific.
ACUAGGCAUGCGCGUGGGUUCAUUCAUUGACCUGUCGUGCCGUACUAUAAAUUGACGGGGAUUUCCAAGAUUUUCUCAUUGACUAAUUUGACUCGCUGCUGCACAGGUGGACCUUUUAUUGAAUCAUCGGCUAACUCGAGAUGAAGAGUGAGAUUUGUGAAAACGAAGCGGACAGUGCCACCGGUCUGAGUGAAGUAACGACUUCUGACAUCCAGUCAUGUGGAGAUGCGAAGAAUGAAAAGAUUUUGAUCAAGCUGGAUGAGAGACAUCUUUGGGAAAAGUUCAGGGAUUUUACGAAUGAGAUGAUUGUCACAAAAAGUGGAAGGCGAAUGUUUCCAGUGCUAAAAGUUUCUGCCGCUAAUCUCGACUCCAGUGCCAUGUAUUCAGUUCAACUCGACUUCCAACAGGUGUCUGGACAUAGAUGGAAGUACGUGAAUGGAGACUGGAUCCCUGGAUCCAAGGCUGAGCAACCUGCCCCACAGACCACUUACCUUCACCCAGAUUCUCCGAACUUUGGCUCACAUUGGAUGAAGGACGCCAUUAACUUUUCAAAAGUCAAAUUAACGAAUAAACAUAAUGGAGAUGGCCAGGUGAUGUUAAAUUCCCUACACAAGUACGAGCCGCGAGUCAGAAUAUAUAAAGUUGGACUCAAUGGAGACCAGAAGUUGAUAUCCACCAAAUGCUUUCCAGAGGCACAGUUCGUUGCAGUCACUGCCUAUCAAAAUGAGGAGAUUACGGCCCUGAAGAUCAAAUACAAUCCGUUUGCCAAGGCAUUCCAAGAUGCGAAGGAAAGACCUGAUCAAAGAGACUAUUUUGAGAGUGUUCAAGAGAAUCAACAACAAAAGCACGUUUCACCUUUACCUGGCCCCUGGUUCUUGCCAUCACCCACCAGCGCCUCUCUAGUCCCACCACCAGCUCAUCAGUUCAGAAAUGGCUUUCCGUCCACUAACUGUGAUAGACUCCCAGACCGGUUCGCUCUCCGAGGACACAGAGCUGCUCCCUAUCCCCAUGCUCUUCCAAGGCGGUCUCCUCCUCAUGGUAAUCUUCCACGGGAAGUUGGCCCAAACAUUCCCGUCCUUGACAUCGCCGACAGCUGGCACGUAUCGUCUCCAAGUCAUCACGUCCUCACGACUGGCAGUAGCCCAGCCGUUAUGCAGAAUCAAUAUAUGUGGUCCAUGCCCAGUCUUUCCGACCAGAGUUGUGCAAUGUCCCAUCAGCUUUUCGUCCGUCCCGCCCUGACAUCCGACUUGCCUUUCACAACGACGUCCGCCCCCAUCGUGUCUGCUCAUUCUAUGGACCCUAUUUAUAAUCAAGCCUUUGAAGGACAUUCAGACAUUUCCUACUCGUCAGUUAUUGCUGCAGCCAGAGAGGGCACGAGUAAGUCGCCCUGGAACGUGAUACCGACGACAGCUAUCUGAAAUGUUUAACGGUUUUACUUACCAGCUAUGUGGCAAUUCGGUUAUGUACGAAAAGGCCGAUCCGGUCUUGGAUCUGGAUACGAAGACGACCAAAUCUGAGCUGGUCGUUUGUGACGGACUGGCGUCUCGUCUCAGCAAGGUUUCAUGGUCUGUCCUCGCGGUACCUCCUUAACUCGGGUAUGAAUGUGCAACUCCGUGCAUCGUUUGGGGAAGACUCGGAUAUACUGUUGGAUGUGUCAACACUGAAAUUAACAAUCGGCAACAUUGGCGCUUCAAUGUCGUCUGGAUCCAGGUGUCUCAGGCUAUACGUCCCGCGUCCGCCUCUCGCCACCAGAGGCUGGGACGCAUUUUGGUGGACGAUUGAGGCAGACUUGCCGAUUGUGACCAUACAUACGGGAAGCAAACUUGAUUGUUUUGCUAUUUGUGCAAUAGGGAACAUAAUAUAUUUCAAACGGCCAGUUGGUGUUAGAUACGUAGUUCUCUUGUCAUCUUGU